AUGGAUAGUCAAAAUGUAGCACGUCAUUAUAAUCGUUUAUCUGGUGUAGGUUUAGAUAAGCGUCCAAAUUCAAAAAUAAUAAGUGUUCGUGAAAUCAAUAACUUUAUUAAGUGUAAAUUGAUACAAAAAUAUGCAAACAAAAACAAUAUUAUCUUUGAUCUUGGUUGUGGUAAGGGUGGAGAUCUUUCUAAAAUCAAGUUUCUACCUAUGAAACAUUAUUAUGGUUGUGAUAUAGCUGAUAAAUCAAUUGAAGAAGCUAUUGAAAGAUCAAAAUCUCAUAAGUUUAAAGCUGAUUUCUUAGUAGCUGAUUUUACUCGUCAAAACAUCCGUUUAGAAUCUAAAGCUAAUCUAGUUAUGGCUCAGUUUAGUUUUCAUUAUGCUUUUCAAAAUGAAACUACUUUAGAUAAGGCUAUUAAAAACGUAUCUACUAAUUUAGCCCCUAAUGGUAUCUUCUUAGCUACUAUUCCUAAUCCCAAUACUAUCCACCGCCGCCUAGCCCGUAAUAAUCCAUCCCUCAUCAUUCCUCCCCCUAACUCUACUACUACUACUUCAUCUACUACUACUAAUGAUAAUGAUAAUGUAGAUCUUAAUAAUCUUAUCUCUACUACUAACAAUAAUGAUAACAAUAUUAACAAUAUUAACUCUACUAACAAUCUUAUCUCUACUACUACUAAUACUAUCUCUAAUAUUAACAAUCUUAACUCUACUAUCUCUACUACAUCUAAUAAUGAUAACAAUAUCUCUACUACUUCUAAUAAUGAUAACAAUACUAUCUCUACUACUAAUAAUACUAUCUCUACUACUACUACUACUAAUAAUAAUAACAACUCCAUUCCACUCCAUCCAUUUGGUAAUUCCCUUUACCGAGUGGAAGCUUCUCCUUCCUUCCUUACCCAUCAGGAAUACAACAGAGCUUAUACUUUCUAUUUAGAAGAAGCAAUUGAAGGCUGCCAAGAAUACUUAGUUAAUCUUCAGAUCUUAAACUCAAAACUUGCUAAAUUAGGUAUUUUUCCUAUCUUAUCUAAAGAUUUUUUAGAUAUUCUUAAUGAAGAGAUAAGAAAUGAUCAAAAUACUUAUAAAAGAAUGGUUAAACAUACUCCAUCUAAAGAAGAAAUGCAAAUCAUCGAACUUUACCAAGCAAUUGCUUAUCGCAAGAUAUCUACCCCCUAG
Nematocida homosporus is the source of this 1170-nucleotide messenger RNA. Its product is annotated as mRNA (guanine-N7-)-methyltransferase. Gene Ontology annotation, cellular component: nucleus. The transcript has a single exon. Gene Ontology annotation, biological process: 7-methylguanosine mRNA capping. The coding region runs from base 1 to 1170 and encodes 389 amino acids. The record is from RefSeq and is a predicted model, not a curated record. Lineage: Eukaryota; Fungi; Microsporidia. Gene Ontology annotation, molecular function: mRNA 5'-cap (guanine-N7-)-methyltransferase activity.